Molecule: messenger RNA, 6838 nt
Organism: Myotis daubentonii (Daubenton's bat)
Lineage: Eukaryota; Metazoa; Chordata; Mammalia; Chiroptera; Vespertilionidae
Gene: ZNF274
Product: zinc finger protein 274
Biological process (GO): regulation of transcription by RNA polymerase II
Cellular component (GO): nucleus
Molecular function (GO): RNA polymerase II cis-regulatory region sequence-specific DNA binding; DNA-binding transcription factor activity, RNA polymerase II-specific
Source: RefSeq, a predicted model, not a curated record
GUGCGCUUUGCUGCUGAUUGUGGUGCCGCUGACCUGUGUGUGUCUGCUUGGGCUCAGGCUGCAGGGGUCAGAGUGCAAGAGUCGAGGCCCGGAGCUUGAGGGAGAGGGCUUUAUUUUGUACCCCUGGGUAAAGGGCAUCUUCACCUGUGACUUCGGAAGCAAGCGUCACCUAGCCCACCCCUCAGAGGCCUUGAAUUCCAGAGGGCAUGGUGUCCGCGUCCAGCAGCUCAGGGGUGGCGUCCCAGACCCUGACCCCUUCCAUCUCCGGGGUUAGGGUGAACGUUUCCACUCUUAGGUCGGUAACUGGGUAACUGCAACAUGACUCCAAGCAUCACUUUCCUGUCAAAAAGCAGGACGAAGGGGAUGGGCAGCCCCGGUUGGUGGUGGUUUCCCAGCUGUUGUAUUUAGCAAAAGAGAAAAAGCCCUAUGGCCCCUCUGACACACUUCCCUUGAUGACUUGCUGGCCAGAACUGGGUCCACUGCCAGCUUUACCAGCAAGGGAGUCCCGGAAAGCAAGCAGCAGCGGACACGGUCGGUGGGCGGUUCACCAUCACUGCCCUAGACCACAGUCACAUUCUAGGAGACCAGGUGCCACAGCAGCAAAGCAUUUUCUUCCGAACGCCGACCCGCAAGUCCUGUCUCUCUUCCCUUGGGCAGAAUAUCAGCUUUCCAAGCCAGAGGUGGUGUCUCGGUUAGAGGAGGAGGAAGAGCUCUGGUCGGUGGAGAGAGGAGUUCCUCAAGACACCUUUUCAGGGCGUCCUGAGGCUCCGCGGGACCCUCCGCCGGACCCCCCAUCGGACCCCCCGCCGGACCUCCUUCCCGCCGGGGCGCCGCUGAUGCAGAUCGAGGUGGUGGAGGUCCUCUCCCUGAACGAGGAGGCGGCGCGCUCCCGGAAUGCCGGCCUCUGGGCCCUCUACGCAGGAGAGGCGGGCCUGAGCCCCGAGGGCCGCGGGGACCCCACGCCACCGCCGGGCAGCCACCCCGCCGACCCCGAGGCCGCACGACAGCGGUUCCGGGGGUUCCGCUUUGAGGAGGCGGCGGGGCCCCGGGAGGCGCAGGCCGAGCUCCGCGAGCUGUGCCGCCAGUGGCUGCGGCCCGAGGCGCGCUCCAAGGAGCAGAUGCUGGAGGCGCUGGUGCUGGAGCAGUUCCUGGGCGCGCUGCCCGCGAAGCUCCGGGUGUGGGUGGAGUCGCAGCACCCGCAGGACUGCCAGCAGGCGGUGGCCCUGGUGGAGGAUGUGACCUGGGCGUCCGAGCAGAAAGCUCUGCCUGCCCCAGGCCCCACCUGCCCGGAGACCCCAGCUCAGAAGGAGAAGGAGGAGAAGGAGACCACCUGCCCAGCAGAGGUCCUGCCAGAGGAGCCAGUGACCUUCCUGGACGUGGCCCUGGACUUCAACAGGGACGAGUGGGAGCUGCUGGACCCCACGCAGCGGACCGAGUACCAUGACGUGAUGCUGGAGACCUUCCGACACCUGGUCUCCGUGGGCUGGGAGACUACACUGGAAGGGGAGCAGUUACCCCCAAAGUCAGCUCUUCCUGAGGCAGAACCAGCCCCCGACCUGAAAGUGGAAGAGCUCUCGGGGGCUGAGGCCCAACCCUCUACCUCAGGGGAGGCCCCGCAGCGGGGGGCCCUGGAAGCUGGGGACACGGCAUUGCCGCCCGUGGGGCUGGCCCAGGAGGAAGCCCUCUCUGAGAAGCAGCAGCAUGAAAGCCCCAAGUCCCCAGCAGGCAGGGGUCUCGCCACAAGCCGCGCCUCCCUCCGGAAAACUCUACCCCGGAAAGGCUUGCGCAGGCAUAGCUCACGCAGGCAUAGCUCCCGCCUUAGAAAGGCAGCGCGCGAUUCCCAGGAAAAAACCCAGCAGAGCCGCCAAGAGAGCAGAGCCCGGGAAAGCAGGGGCACCCCGCAGGUCACGUUUGUGCAGAUCCACAAGGGGAGCCAGGUGUUCCGCUGCAGCGUGUGUAGCAAACUGUUCCGGAACCCCAGGUACUUCUCGGUGCACAGGAAGAUCCACACGGGAGAGAAGCCCUACGUGUGCCGGGACUGCGGGAAAGCCUUCAUCCAGAGCUCCUCCCUCACGCAGCACCAGAGGAUUCAUACUGGAGAGAGGCCGUUCAAGUGUCGAGAGUGUGGGCGGACCUUCAAUGACCGCUCGGCCAUCUCCCAGCACCUGAGGACUCACACCGGAGCCAGGCCCUACCUGUGCAAGUUCUGCAGCAAGACUUUCCGCCAGAGCUCCCACCUCAUCCGGCACCAGAGGAUCCACACCGGGGAGCGCCCCUAUGUCUGCGACAGAUGCGGGAAGGCCUUCACCCAGAGCUCACACCUCAUCGGGCACCAGAAGACGCACAGCGGGGCUAAACGCAAGAAGAGACACCGAUCUGGCGCUAAAGCCAGUUCAUUUCAGCCUCCGCCAAACGCACGGGAUGCGGUGAACUCGGGCUCCCCCAUCCGGGUCCUCUGCUUCCCCGGCAGUUGCCGGCGCCGAGCGCGCGCACUUCCGCCGCGCACCGGAAGCAUCGCCAUUGCCUCGCCCUCGCAGGGCCCCUUGGUCACACAGGCGAUGUUUCAGCUCCCCGUGAGCCUCAAGGAUGUGGUGGUGAGCUUCACACCUGAGGAGUGGGGACGGCUGGACCUGGUCCAGAGGACACUGUACCGCGACGUGACUCUGGAGACAUGUGACCACCUUGUCUCUCUGGAGAGUGUUGUGAGGGGGGCGCAGGCGGGAGCCGCCGGAGAAGAGGUGCUGACCGCGGAGGCUGGGACGCCAUCCCCGCCCCCCGCGUCUCCCCGGCGACACGGGCCCCGGUCGCCCCACCGCCUCGCGUCACCGCAUCCCGGAGUCGCCUCGGGCCCCAUUGGCCGGAAGUCGGUAGGCGGAGGCUCCCAUUGGCCCGAUGCCAGAAGCCUCCCAUUGGUCGAAGCUUCAACAAACGGAGACCCCAUUGGUUGCGCGCUGCCACGUGCCGCGUGGCCUUCUGGGAGUUGUAGUUUGGACGUCCCCGGAGCGGCCGCCAUUGUCCCGCGGUGGGCGAGCAGUAGCGGACCCUGCGGCGGGGGCGGCGCUCGGGUUUGGGGUCGCCCCGCGCUCUCGUCCUCGACCUCUCGGCUCCGGAUGGACCCUGAGGAGGAAGCGGCCGCGUGGGCGAUGGCGGUGGCGCCGGGGCCGCCGCCGGGACGGCCUCAGGAGCCGGUGACCUUCCGGGACGUGGCCGUGGACUUCUCCCCGGAGGAGUGGGGGCGGCUGGACCCGGCGCAGAGGACGCUGUACCGGGACGUGAUGCUGGAGACCUUCGGGCACCUGCUCUCUGUGGGGCCUGAGCUUCCCAAACCGGAAGUCAUCUCCCAGCUGGAGCGAGGCGCUGAGCUGUGGGUGGUGGAGCACGGGCUCACCCAGGGCUGCUGUCCAGGCUGGGACCCGGGACCUGAAGGGCCCGCGCCGCCCGCGGGGCAGGUCCGUCCUAAGGAAGCGCCGUCCAGCGUCAUGGACAGGACAGGCCUCCCGGGGGCCGCCGCCCGCCCCGCCCCAGGGGAAGGCUGGGGCGAGGAGGACCCGGGCGGCUCCCGGACCGCGGAGUUCCGCCUCGAGUCAGCACCCGCUCCGGAGAGGAGCCCCGAGAGCCCCGGCCCCGGGGAGAGCCGUGUCCCGAGCUCAGACCUGGGCCUGUUCCCCGAGGCCCCCGGGAGCGCCGCCUCCUGUCCCUCCGACUCGCCGGCCACAGACUCGGGGGCCCAUCCCCGCGCCCCCGGCCAGCAGCCCGGCUCCUCGGAGCCGCCGCCCUGGGACACCGGGGCCCUGGCGGAGCUGGCGGCCGGCCCCCCCGAGAAGCCCUACAAGUGCGCGGACUGCGGCAAGGCCUUCAACCACAACGCGCACCUCACGGUGCACAAGCGCAUCCACACGGGGGAGCGGCCGUACAUGUGCAAGGAGUGCGGCAAGGCCUUCAGCCAGAACUCCUCGCUGGUGCAGCACGAGCGCAUCCACACGGGCGACAAGCCCUACAAGUGCGCCGAGUGCGGCAAGUCCUUCUGCCACAGCACGCACCUCACCGUGCACCGCCGCAUCCACACGGGCGAGAAGCCCUACGCCUGCCAGGACUGCGGCCGCGCCUUCAACCAGAACUCCUCGCUGGGCCGGCACCGGCGCACGCACACCGGCGAGAAGCCCUACGCCUGCAGCGUGUGCGGGAAGGCCUUCUCGCGGACCACCUGCCUCUUCCUGCACCUGCGGACGCACACGGAGGAGCGGCCCUACGAGUGCAGCCACUGCGGCAAGGGCUUCCGGCACAGCUCCUCGCUGGCGCAGCACCAGCGCAAGCACGCGGGCGAGAAGCCCUACGAGUGCCGCCAGCGGCUCAUCUUCCAGCAGGCGGCGCUCGCGGCGCACCAGUGGGCGGGCGCCCUGGGCUGCGACCCGGCCCUGGCGCCGGGGGAGAGCGCCGCGCGCAGUGACCGGCCCUUCCGCUGCGGCCAGUGCGGGAAGGGCUUCAUCCAGAGCUCGCACCUCAUCCGCCACCAGGUGACGCACACGCGGGACGGGCCUCGCGGGCGGCGGCGGCGGCGGCCGGAGCAGCCCCUGGGCCGCAGCUCGGUGCCUCACCUGCGCCCGGGCGAGGCCCCCGGGGACGGGCCCCGGGCAGGGCCGCCUGCCAGCAAGGCGCUCGCCCUGUUUGACAUCCAGGGGAUCGUGCAGGAGAGGAAGCCGGUGCACGUGAUUGCGGUGGAGGAGCCGCCCGUGGGCGCGUCCGUGGUGUUUGACAUCAAGGAGGCCCCCUAGGCGGACAGACACCGCAGCGACCGGCGCCGGGGCCGCGUGGGGCUGACGCGGGGAGGAAGGCCUGGGCGCCCCCGCUCUCCCCAGACGCCGGAGCUUGGGGGGCCUCCGGUCUGUGGAGCCCGGCGCACCCUUUAAACUCUUAUUUUCUGUUGCCUCUGGGACCCUGAGACGGGUUCACAGGUCACGUUAGGAAGCCCACAUGGGCCCCGUUCUGUGCAGGAGGAUGAAAGCAAAAGUAACUGUCAUGGAGUAACGUGUCCCAGCCGGUGCGAACCUCCCGACCGAGCCGUCAUGCCGGGACCUGGCAGGGCCUGUGGGCGUCGUCUAGUAACUGGGUCUGAGGUUGGCCAGGAAGCAUUGAGAGGGGCAUUCCUGUCUGGACCGGAUUUUUUUUUUUUUUUUUUUUAAAUCUUCACCAGAAGAAUAAAAAAUUUUCCUGUGGAUUAUUUUUUUAGAGAGUGGCAGGGACCGGUGCAGAGAGGAGAGAGAGACAGAGAGAAACAUUGAGGUGUCAGAGACACAUCGAUUGGUUGCUCCCACUCGUGCCCCAAAGGGAGCCACAGGUUGAAUCUGCAAACAAGGUACGUGCCCUUGGCCAGAAACCUAACCCUGGACCCUUCAGUCCACAGCCGGUGCUCUAACCACUGAGAACCUGCCAGGCGGGAGGUGGAUCCUCAGAGAGUUGACUCGCUCUUGGAAGAGUUUCGAGCAAAACAAAAUGCCGUUGCAUUUCUGGGAAGUUCUCAGCGUGCGGGAUUAGUGUGUGCACCCGGGAAGCCGGCCGAGGGUCUCCGUUCACACUUACACACGGAUUGUUUCAUACGCACACGCGGCGCCCCCAGGGCCAGUCUGCACUUCCCGGGCUUUAGAGCAGCUGACCCCCCACCCCCAUCAGCCACGUCAGCCACCCUCAUGCCCAAAGCAGGCGGCACGGAAGCCCUGAGGUGCCACUGCUCCUGGGAAAGCCGGUGCUGCUCUGAGCCGCAGGCUGGCUCUCCAUCAGUGAUGUCUGGCUGUCAGGACUGCGGGAGGCAGGGCCACUGCGUCUUGUGGGCUCGGGCAGGGAUGCUGCUCACCAUCCCAUAAUGUCCACGCUGCCAAGGAGAGGCACCGCGCCCAGCACCAGCCGCCGUUUCCCAAACUGUAAAUUGGUUGGUUGGGGCUGUGCUAACAAUGUUUUACGUUUGUUUGUUUUUUUAUUGAUUUCAGAGAAGAAGGGAGAGGGAGAGACAGAAAGAUCAAUGGUGAGAGAGAGUUCUUGAUGGGCUGCCUCCUGCACGCCCCCCACUGGGGAUCGAGCCUGCAACCGGAGCACGUGCCCUUGACAGGAGUGGAACCUGGGACUCUGUGCACUGAGCCAAACCAGCGAGGGCUCUUCUUCCGUCUAUAUUCGUUCUGGGGGGGAAUUUUGUCGCCAUCUCCAGCCUGCCCACCAGCUGCUCCUCGCUUUGCCUGGUGAAAUGCCCUCUGAUCUGGCCUCACGCCUCCAGGUGUGCUGGGGCUCCUCGUGAAUUGUGUGACCCCACCUCGUAUGGGGUCUCUGCUGGAGGCCCCCGAUGUCAGUGCCAGGUGAGGCCAGACUUCUGAGAACAUGGUUUAUUUGUGUGUGACGCGGGGCAUGCUCACGGGACCUUCAUGUUCACAGUUGCAAACCCCGCCUCGGUCAUCUUACUGCUCUCCAACUUUAAACCUGAGCAAAGCCAAGCUGGCCAACUUGGUCCACGCUGUUGUUGACAUACAGAGCACUGUGACAGCCCUGGCUGGUUUAGUCAGCGGUUAGAGCCUUGGCCCGCAGACUGGAGGGUCACGGGUUCGAUUCCGGGUCAAGGGCACGUACCUCAGUUGCAGGCUCCCCAGCCCCAGUAGGGGCACGUGCAGGAGGCAACCGAACGAUGUAGCUCUCAUGUCAACCUUCUCUCCUCCCACCCGCUGUCUCCGGAAAGUCAUGGGAAGUCAUCCUCGGGUGAGGAUUUUAAAAGCACAGUGUGAUCAGGGUGUGAUCCUGGGUGUCUCCUAGGCCCACGUGCAUAAAAACCCAGGAUUUCGCCCGCCGGCGUGGCCCAGCG